Molecule: messenger RNA, 1598 nt
Organism: Prorocentrum cordatum
Lineage: Eukaryota; Dinophyceae; Prorocentrales; Prorocentraceae
Source: the annotation of a GenBank genome assembly
UGUUUCUUCUGCAGCGUCGGACCUCAGGGAAGCUCGGCCAGCGGAGUCCGACCAGGCCGAGCUUGGCCGGCCGGUCUCCGCCAGGCUGGGCUCGGCUAGGGGCUGAAAAUUCGGCCAGGGCCGAGCUCAGCCUGGCCGAGUUCAGCUGGCCGAGUUCACCUGGCCGAGUUUCGCCUGGCCGAGUCGCUUCCCCCUGCCGGAGGCAGGGGGGUCCCGCGCAUCGCGGGCCGGCGCCCCGGCAGCCGAGCGAAUGGACCCCGAGCUGGGGGUCCCCGUCGAGGAGAUCCCGAGGCUGCGCUACCCGGAGGAGCUGGGCGCGGAGCGCUUCGAGGCGGAGUUCGCGUCCCGCGGGCAGCCGGUGGUCAUCGAGGGGCUGGUCGACGACUGGCCAGCCCACCAGGAGGGCCCGAGGUGCUGGCGGGGCCGCCGCGUGGCGGAGGUGCUCGCGGACGGCGUCUUCGAGUGCAACUUCGAGCCCGCGGACAACCGCAUGUACCGCUUCGAGGACGGCAACCCCUCGGUGCUGCUCAGCCCCGGCCGCCUGAGGCUCACCUACGCCGCCUUCCGGGAGGUCGCCGAGGUGCGGGCCGAGAUCGCGCGGCUGCGGCGGGCGAGCCCCGGCGCGCCCGUGGACCUCGGUGCCCACCCGCGGCUGCGGCAGCGGUUGCAGGCGCCCCUGGUGGUGCAGAACGUACCGCCCGACCCGUCGCAGGUGCCCGCGCGGCUCCUCGAGCCCCUGCGGUGCCGCGUCCGCGACCUCGUGCCCCUCGCCUUCUACGCCGCGGGGCCGCUGCCCGAGGCGCUGCGGGGCGACGUGGCCCCGCAGCACGCGAAGCUGCUGCCGGCCUGGGGCCCGCCGGCCAUGGAGCGGUGCUGGGCCACGCCGGGCGGGCCCUUCCGCGCAGCCUCGCCGCCCUGGUCGGAGGCGGCGUGCCCGACGCCGGGGGAGGACCCGCGCAUCUACAGCUGCUUCCACUUCGACCGGAUGGAGAACCUGCACAGCCUGCUCGCCGGGGAGAAGGAGGCCCUCCUCGUGGCGCACCGGGACGCGCACGUGCUGAAGGGGACCCGCUUCGCCCAGCAGAAGCAGUGGGUCGUUGCCCCCGUGCCCGCCAGCGCUGGGGGGGAGCCCUACCUUGGGCCGGCGCUGCUGCGGACUGCGCAGACGGAGUGCGCCAGCGACCAGAGCGCCGUGCACCCCCUGCGGCCCGCGCGCGAGAACAGGCUCGCCUCUGGGGGCCAGUGGCCCGACGACGUGGUGGCCCCCGUGCUGCGGGCGCGGCUCCGGAAGGGCGACACGCUGUACAUCCCCGCGCACCACUGGCACUUCGUCGCCUCCGAGGCCCCGCCGACACUGGCGGGCGGCGCUGGCGACGGGCCCUUGGCGACGUCGGUCAACUUCUGGUGGUGGCCGCUCCACGGGGUGGAGGAGAAGCGGAGGUGGACGGCGGAGAACGAGGUCUGGUCUCGGGCCAACGCGCGCGUCGGCGACCCGGAGGCGCUGCUGGCCGCCCUCGGGCGCGCGGCGGCCGCCGCGGCCCCCGAGCCCGCGCGCAGGCCGCCCUCGCCCGAGUACGAGGCGGUCGACUGAGCCCGGG